Prorocentrum cordatum is the source of this 663-nucleotide messenger RNA. NCBI's taxonomy places the organism in Eukaryota, Dinophyceae, Prorocentrales, Prorocentraceae. The record is from the annotation of a GenBank genome assembly.
AUGUUGCUGCGGAACCAUGGGGACGUCAAGUGUGGGCUCUUUUUUUUCGGCUCUCCCCCCUUCCUCCGCUUCUGGUCCCCCCCCACCACGGUGCUGCCCCUGGCCUGCUUGCUAAUGGUGUACGUGGAGGCGGUCGCGGCGCUCGUUUCUCUAGGCGGUCUGCUCUUCUGCGACCCUGGAACGAUCAGACGCUCCCAGGACAGGUGCUUCCCAGUGCCCCCAGCGGUGGCGGAGAAGCUCCGCUCCGGGGAGCUGGCCCAGGAGGCGAAGAGCAGGCGCCCGCGCGACAACAUCGUCGAGGGCGACCGCACGUACUGCAUCCGGUGUCUGGUCUGGCGGGAUCGUGGCGAGGACCCUGCGUGCAGCUCUGUCGGACGAUGUCCUGGGAAUAUUUGCGAAGGUGUGGGCUUCCACCACUGUUCCACCUGCCAGCGCUGCGUGGAGGAUUUCGAUCACCACUGCAUGGUGUUCGGGAGGUGCAUUGCAGGCCGGGGCUUUUCUGGAAACAUGGGCUUCUUCAAGACGCUGAUAGGGGCCGGGUACUCUGGAGGGCCGACAUGCUUUCUGACCUUGGUCGGCGCGUUUUUCUGCCACUCCCGAGACUGCGUGACGAUGUACAUCACGCUAGGCGGCUCGUCGCGCAUGGGGGCCUCUUUUGUCUAA